Molecule: messenger RNA, 2355 nt
Organism: Hyla sarda
Lineage: Eukaryota; Metazoa; Chordata; Amphibia; Anura; Hylidae
Gene: BCAP31
Product: B cell receptor associated protein 31
Exons: 8
Coding region: 243-977 (244 amino acids)
Biological process (GO): endoplasmic reticulum to Golgi vesicle-mediated transport; intracellular protein transport
Cellular component (GO): endoplasmic reticulum membrane; endoplasmic reticulum
Source: RefSeq, a predicted model, not a curated record
UGUCUUAAAAUGGACACCGUAAGGGUGCCUCCAGCUGUUGCAAAACGAAGACUCCAGGCAUGCUGGGAGUUGUAGUUUUCCAACAGCAGGAUGCACCCUGGUUGGGGAAACACUUCUCUAAAUCCCUUUUUUUUUCCUUCUGUUGAUGUCUGUGUAACUUCUUCCUGUCUGUUAAUGUUUAGCCGGCUCCUAAUAUCCACAGUAACGUGUCCUCCCUGCAGGGCCAUUGCAGUUGGUGAACCAUGAGUCUCCAGUGGACUGCGGUAGCAGCCUUCCUAUACGCUGAGGUCUUUCUGGUCUUAUUGCUGUGCAUCCCUUUUAUUUCACCCACAAGAUGGCAGAAAAUCUUCAAAUCUCGCCUGGUGAAGUUGGCAGUGGCUUAUGGGAACACUUUCUUUGUGGUCCUGAUAGUGAUCUUAUUGCUCCUGCUGUUAGAUGCGUUCCGUGAGAUCCAGAAGUAUGGAGUCGGGGAGAAUGUGGACCUAAAGAACAACCCAAUCGCUGUGGAACAUAUUCACAUGAAACUGUUCAGAGCUCAGCGUAACCUGUACAUAGCCGGCUUCUCCCUCCUCCUGUCUUUUCUGCUGAGGCGUCUGGUCACACUGAUAUCCAAACAAGCUACGCUCCUUGCAUCCAACGAGGCCUUCAAAAAGCAAGCCGAGAGCGCAAGCGAUGCUGCCAAGAAGUACAUGGAGGAGAAUGACAAGCUUAAGAAGCAACUAAAAGCCUCAGGGAUCGAGGUUGCAGAUGUUCCAGAAAGCAAUGCUGAGGAGGAGAACAAGAAGCUCAGUACAGAAGUCAAGAAACUCAAAGAAGAACUGGAGUCCACCAAGAAAUCCCUACAAAGGUCUGAGAGCGAGGUGGUCGCCAUCAAGAAGCAGAGUGAAGGCUUAACAAAGGAAUAUGACCGGCUGCUGAAUGAACACUCCAAACUGCAGGCUCUUCAGGACGGACCAAAAGAUAAAAAAGAAGAGUGAAGAUUGUGGCAAUUGCUCUCCCCAUCCAGCUGUCUCAGUAUUUCCAUGUGUUCCGGCUAAGUGGAAAUAACCUCCAUAGUCACAUCUCGCUUGUGAUGACUCUUUUUUUUUUUUUUAAGAAUUCUCCGAUAUUGCUACCAUUUGUUUUGCCUCCGACCGUGCUGACUGUCUGUGAUUUGUCUUCCGGUUCAGUUAAACCUUUCAGCAGUGUCUAUGUAGGUGCUGCCUGCACUCUAGUCUAUAUAACCACAUACGGAUAUAUAUAUAUAUAUAUAUAUACCUAUAUACGGAUAGCAAUACAAAAGUCUCACGAGCGGAGGUCUGAGAAUGGAAAGUGAAUGACAACGUUUAGCAGCAUAUCGACGCUCUCUGUCCUUCUAAAAGAAUACUCCAGGCAAAACUAAUACUUUCCUAUAGCUAGUGCAGGGCAUGACAAAGAGAUCCAAGAACAACCGAGAGGAUCUUUGUGUUAUGUAUUAGUUUAUCAGUUUUGCCUGGAGUGCGCCUUUUAUUUUUAAGAGCACUGUGUUUUUCCUGUUAUCUGACUUUUUACUUUUGAAGCUUAUCCACACAGUAAGGCCUCCUUCACAUCUACGUCAGAGGCUCCAUUUGGGGCUUUCUUGCAGGUUCUGUUCAAUGCCAAAAAAUAAAGCCGUAUGGUACGUUUGCACAGUGGGCACCAGUGGAUCCCAUGGACUUAAAUGGGGUCUGACAGGUUUCCAUUUUUUAUUUUUUUUACUGUUUGCAGCGUAUUUUCUGUCGGCUCCCAAUGGAGCUCCAACGCUGAUGUGAACUUGGCCUUACCGGGGAUCUCACCUGCAGGCACUUGUCUCUCUAGGCUACAGCUGUAGCCUAGAGAUACAACCCGAAGCAAUGGCUACUUAAAGGGGUACUCCUGUGCCCCACCCUUCUGAACAUCCGGUUCAGAAGGCUCGGUGGCGCAGUUGCGACGUCAUGGCCGCAUCUCCUUGUGAUGUCACUCCACGCAACCUCCAAUGAUGUCUAUAGGAGGGGGCGUGACGACAGUCACGCCCCCUCCCAUAGACAUCAUUGGAGGGUGCGUGGGGUGACAUCAGGAAGGGGGCGUGGUGUGACGUUGUGCCCCUGCUCCAAACCAUCUAAACCGGAUGUUCAGAAGGCUGGGGCACAGGAGUACCCCUUUAACAAUAUCUGUGUCAUCCUGUUCUUGCUCUGUCACAGGUUUGGGAAGUGUUAAAUAACAGAGGACAUUUUUUUUUCUAGUUACCUUGAAACCUGUAGGUUUAUUAUACAUCUGUUUUUCUUUACUCAUGGCACCUGCUUUUCUUACACGAUCUUCAUUAUCAGAAUACCUGUGUUGAACUGUUCUACGUAAUAAAGUGAUAUAAUUUGAUCUCCA